AUGGGUAUAGCUGCGACAGGUUCGACAGACCUGGCAUUCGAAGUCGCCAAAGCAACAGCAAAAGAGAUUGCUGCCUGUGGAAUCAACUGGAUAUUCGGACCCUGUCUCGAUGUGCUCACCAAUGCUAGGAAUCAGCCGCUCGGUGUGAGAACAGCGGGCGAUGAUCCACAGGAAGUCUCUGCCUUUGGAUGCGCGUUUAUGCAAGGCUAUAAAGAGGCUGGAGUUGUCACGUUGGGCAAGCACUUCCCGUCAUAUGGCAAUCUGGAGUUUCUUGGCUCAACACUCGAUGUGCCCAUCAUUACAGAAUCGUUAGAGCAACUCAGCCUUAGUGCUUUGGUCCCUUUUAAGAAGGCUAUAGAAAGAGGCUUGGACUCAAUGAUGGUCGGUGGAUGCGCCAUGUCCUCGGCGGGUCUCAACGCAAUGCACGCAUGCUUGUCAGAGCAAGUCGUGGACGAGCUACUACGGAAAGAUCUACAAUUCAACGGAGUUGUCGUAUCAGAAUGUCUCGAGAUGGAUGCUCUUAGCCACAAUAUUGGAGUGGGUGGGGGCACAGUCAUGGCUGUCAACGCUGGCUGUGAUGUUGUGCUUCUAUGUCGCGCGGUUUCGCUGCAACAAGAAGGGCUCAAGGGACUCAAGACUGGGGUUGAGACUGAGAUGGUGUCGAAGCAAAGAAUAUACGACUCGCUCAGCCGGGUUUUGGCGAUGAAGGCAAAGUGCACAUCGUGGGAAAAAGCGCUCAACCCUCCUGGCCUCGACUACCUGGAAACCUUACAACCAUUGCAUACAGCACUUUCAACGAAAGCAUACAACAGCUCGAUAUCGGUGGUACGUGAUAAGAACAGACUGCUCCCCUUGACCAACAUACUCGAGAGCGAGGAAGAGCUGCUCCUGCUUACGCCCUUGGUGAAACCCUUGGCUGCAUCUGCUGCAUCUCGAGCUUUAUCUGACGUUGCUACUGCAAAUGCUCAUUCUCCCGAACCUGCCGCAUGGGAGCGGAGUGCGUCGGUCAUGAGUGUCACUGCGGAUGCUAAUCGCAACCUAUACCAGCAUGGCUUUACGAAACAUGUCUCGAUGAUCUGUAACAUGCAAUACACUACCGGUGGCGAGCGCCGUGAGAAACCGCUGAUAGUAGUAGCCGUCAGUUCGCCAUAUGACUUUGCUAUGGAUACUAGCAUUGGCACAUACAUUUGUACCUACGACUUCACAGAAACAGCCCUCAACUCGCUGGUCCGUGUGCUUUACGGGGAACUGUCGCCCACCGGUACGCUUCCAGGCACUAUCAGCAAGAGUCAGAAGCUUCAUCCUUCGAGGCAACAUUGGUUGGUGGAGAUUUUCAACGAAGAGCGGGAUGCUAACGCCCUGGACACUCUGGUAACAGCUGUGAUUGACAGUGCGCAGCCGAAUCAGCGAUCGGAGCUGUCCAGCGCCACGUCAAACUCUUUCAUUCUACAUCACCCAGAGAUUGAACAGUCUCAUUUCGUGGUCCGCAACAGCAGCACUCAGGCGCUAUAUGGCUUUUGUUCGACCUAUUUCUUCAAGUCGACGGGUACCGGCGUUAUCGGGGCAUUGUUUGUAGACCCAGGAAGGAGGAAGCUUUCAAUCGGCCACUCUCUUCACAACAGAGCUAUUAGGACGUUGUUACAGAAAGAGGGUAUCAAGCGAUUCCAACUGGGUUCACGGUUACCUAGCAUGUAUCUUGGCAUUCCAACCGGCCAUGGGUCGGAACGAAAGCGGCUAAGGUCAUGGUUUGCCAAUCUGGGCUGGGGUGCUGCGCUAUCUCGUCCAGUUUGUAAUAUGGUGGCGCGGAAUCUGCAGACGUGGAGCCCACCAGAUGGCAUGGCCAAGAGCCUGGAAAGUGCUGGUUCCCAGUUUGAUCUCGUUUACGGGUGGGACUAUGCGGGCCCAAUCCUCGACCACAUCAAGACAAGUAACCGGCAAGGACUUGCUGAAGUAUACAAGCUGGCACUUUCAGACCCAUCAGCAUGCGGCAUCAUCCGAGCGAAGCGGCCUGAAGACGGAGCUUUGGUUGGCACAGUAGUGCUCUACAACCACCAUUCCCGCCUAUCUGAGUACAUCCCUCCCCUCAAAGACCUCAACGAGGCUGCUGGAGGAAUUUCCUCUCCCGUGAUAUCGCCAGGGGUGGGUGAAUACUCGACGCUGCUCCAGGGCUUGAUCCUUCUCGGGAUGAGACAGAUCAAAGCGCAGGGGUGCAAUGCCUGUCUGCUCGACUAUAUGGAUGGAGACGGCAACUUUGAUGGGUUUUCGUCGAUGGGAUUUGACGUCAUGCACAACUUCGAGGAGGUGAGCUGCGAUGCGGCGACUUGGACCAUGAUUCCGCCGGCGUAA
This is a messenger RNA of Parastagonospora nodorum SN15, 2346 nucleotides long. RefSeq lists its product as hypothetical. The transcript has 3 exons. Bases 1 to 2346 code for a protein of 781 amino acids. Gene Ontology annotation, biological process: carbohydrate metabolic process; peptidoglycan turnover. Lineage: Eukaryota; Fungi; Ascomycota; Dothideomycetes; Pleosporales; Phaeosphaeriaceae. The record is from RefSeq and is a predicted model, not a curated record. Gene Ontology annotation, molecular function: hydrolase activity, hydrolyzing O-glycosyl compounds; acyltransferase activity, transferring groups other than amino-acyl groups.